This is a messenger RNA of Aspergillus thermomutatus, 984 nucleotides long. RefSeq names its product putative aquaglyceroporin. Gene Ontology annotation, biological process: water transport; glycerol transmembrane transport. The transcript has 2 exons. Bases 1 to 984 code for a protein of 327 amino acids. Gene Ontology annotation, molecular function: glycerol channel activity; water channel activity. Lineage: Eukaryota; Fungi; Ascomycota; Eurotiomycetes; Eurotiales; Aspergillaceae. Gene Ontology annotation, cellular component: plasma membrane. The record is from RefSeq and is a predicted model, not a curated record.
AUGACGAGCUCAAAGCGGAAAACGAGCACCCCGGAGGCCAGAGUCGCCCAACCGGAUGAACACGGCUUCUUCAACAAUUGGGGGAAGAUCAGACACAUGUUCCGCGAACCGCUGGCCGAGUGGCUGGGCACGACGAUCGCAAUGACGCUGGGUCUCUGCGCGGGCCUGCAGACAUACACCUCGCAGAACCAGGCGGGGUCGUUUCCAUCCCUCGCGCCGGCGUGGGGGUUCGGCUUCAUGAUUGCCAUCUACAUGGCGGGCGGGGUAUCCGGUGGGCAUCUGAACCCGGCGAUUACAAUCAGCUUGUCCGUGUGGCGCGGGUUCCCCGCAAAGAAGUGCGUGAUGUACGUCGCCGCGCAGAUCGUCGGCGGCAUCACGGCAGGCGGGAUCGCGUACGCGCUGUACCACGACGCCAUCGUCGACUCGGCGCUGACGAACCAUGUCGCGCAGAACCAGUCGCUGGCGAAGCAGGCGCUGCUUACCGCUCCCAAGGACUUUGUGCACCCUGUGACCGCGUUCUUCAAUGAGUUCGUGGGCACGGCGGUCCUGGUCGGCACGAUCAUGGCGCUGGGAGACGAUACCAAUGCUCCUCCGGGGGCGGGCAUGCAGGCUUUCAUCCUGGGGAUCUUGAUCAGCGUGCUCGUUCUCGCGUUGGGGUAUAACACUGGAGGAUGCUUCAACGGCGCCCGAGACUUUGGUCCCAGACUGGUAGCCCUCAUGGCCGGCUGGGGCGGCCAGCUCUUCCGCGAACAACAUGCCUGGUGGAUCUGGGGACCCUGGGCUGCGGAUAUCACCGGCGGACUGUUCGGUGCAUUUAUCUACGACCUAGCGAUCUUCACCGGCGGAGAGAGUCCGAUCAACUAUCCGCCUCGACGACGCAAGCGGGCGCUGCUGAUCAAGCAGAAGAAUCUAAGGCACAAGUUUCGGUUUGGGCGCAGGAAGAUUCGGGACUUGGAGAGAGCUGUCCAGGAGGUUGAGAGGUAG